Aedes albopictus (Asian tiger mosquito) is the source of this 1617-nucleotide messenger RNA. RefSeq names its product repetitive organellar protein-like. The coding region runs from base 1 to 1617 and encodes 538 amino acids. The transcript has a single exon. Lineage: Eukaryota; Metazoa; Arthropoda; Insecta; Diptera; Culicidae. The record is from RefSeq and is a predicted model, not a curated record.
AUGGCAUUUUCUAAGUAUUCCCAACGGGAUAGAUUCUUCCGAGAAUUGCGAGACAGGCUCGAGAGAGAGUCUGAGGAAGAGAGAGAGUAUGAGGAAGAGGAUCGGGUUGAUAAGCCACGAGGCAAUAACAACAACUACUACUACCGGAACAACAAUUACAGUCGCAACAACAACAAUUACAACCACAACAACAACUACAACCAAAACGAUAACUAUUACAACCACAGAGAGACGAACGAGGAAGAAAAUGGCCUUAGAAUGGAAGUAGAAAAAUACAAGAAGUUAUGGAAAGAUACGGAAGAGAAAAUGCUUUUGAUUGCAAACGCUUACCAACGGGUAAUAAAAUCACUCUUAAAGCGAAAUAGCGAUGCUAUUAGCAAUAAUAAGACAGCAAUGGAGGCAGAAAAACACAAGGAAUUAUGGGAGCAAUCAGAAGAAUCAAAAGCUCGAUUGGAAGAACUGUAUCAUCGUGACAUAAAAGACCUUCAUGACGAUAGGCGGGAUGCUGCUAACGAUAUGGCUGCAAAAGAAAAUAAAUUUGAUAACAAGUUGAAAGCUUUGGAAGCUAAGCUGAGCGAUGAGAUAAUAUUGAAUGAAGCAUUAAGCCAGGAAGUCACUAUGCUGAAGAUGCGAGAGGAAGAGCUUGCUUUAUCGGUUGCUGAUAACAAAACGGCAAUCAAUUCCGAAUUGGAAAGUAAAGAAAGUGAAGUACGCGAAUUGAAGGUGCAACUCGAAAGCAAUAAGAAGAAUAUGGAAGAAGCGUUGACAAACAGAGAUAUCUUAAGGAAUGAAGUAAACGAUCUGCAGGACAAACUGACGGCCACUGAGGAAAAAGUGAAGAAUCUUGACAGUACGAUAUCCUUGACGGUAACUACUUGCAAUAAACAAAAGAACGAGUUGGAGUCGCAGUUUGUGGAAUUCGAGCAAAAGACUUUGGAUUUGGAAAAGGAGAACCAUAAUAUGAAAACGGUUAUCAUUAAUUUAGAGCAAGAGAAAAGUGACAUUUCUUCGAAGUUUGUGGAAUUCGAACGAAAGAUUUUGGAUCUGGAAAAAGAAAACCAUCUUAUGAAAACGGUUAUCAUCAAUUUGGAGCAACAGAAGAGCGACCUUAAUAAACACUUGCCAGAAUCUAUUGAUAAAUCGGAAAAGCUACUCAGUGAAAAGGAUACGUUGUCAACUAAAGUUCAAGAACUAGAAGAAAAUUCAAAAUGUUUCAGUAGCUAUGAAAAAGUUACAAGUUUCAAAGGUCCAAUUGAUAAUUUUUGCGUAAUUAAAGAGGAAACGCAGAACAAAUUGACUUCACCACUGAAACAACUAAAGAAUGCCCAUGCGGAGAAAGCAGUGAGCGAAUACCGCAAUACUAAAACUCGGUUGAAAUUGCAACAGCUACAAGAAACUACCUAUGAUAACGAGAAUUUUUUUCAAGAACCCCAAAGCCAAAUCAAACAACAAGAAAGUGCUCAUGCCAAAGAGGAAGCAACUAUUGCGAGUCUCGCAAAACGAAAAGACUUCGAACCACUGGGCAAUCUUUUAAACGAGAUAGAUUUACUACGAGAUUGUGUAUUUUCGGAAAACUAUGAGUGCCUAACGGAACUUCUGUGGGAUGACCACGGUUGA